Ictalurus furcatus (blue catfish) is the source of this 1705-nucleotide messenger RNA. It is a transcript of the gene nudt22, whose product is annotated as nudix (nucleoside diphosphate linked moiety X)-type motif 22. The record is from RefSeq and is a predicted model, not a curated record. Lineage: Eukaryota; Metazoa; Chordata; Actinopteri; Siluriformes; Ictaluridae. Bases 433 to 1563 code for a protein of 376 amino acids. The transcript is spliced from 6 exons. Gene Ontology annotation, molecular function: GDP-mannose hydrolase activity.
UGUUAGUGACGUAAAAAAUUGUCGAAUAUUGUAUUGUCAAUUUCACAUUUUAUAUAUAUAAAGAAUGUGGAUUGCACAGCAAAACGGCUAUGGUUAUAUUUUAAUUCGUCAAGGAAAAAGGCAAAUAUUAGCCGAAGCUUUACUUUGUUGUAGCCGAGCUUUUACCUGUCGAAACCGGAAGUGACUGAAAUUCAAAAGUUUGGACGUCAUCAGCAAGUUGGCAAGCUGGUUAGGUUUAUAAACUUGUGAGAUUAGUUCACAAUCUCAGCUAAUAGCCGUGGUUGUUUUGCUAGCUAAAUAAAACAAGUCAUGUGUCACUGUAUAAACAUUAAACGUGAUUAGUAACGUUAACUAGCUUGCUAGCUGCAUCCAUGGUUCUGCUUUCUGAGAGUUUCCUUAUUGAAGUAGCCUGAGAAGUUAAAACAGAGCAAAAUGGACUCCGAGGUGUCUGUGAUGCUUCACUGUGCUCCAGGUCAGGGCUUUGAAGAGCAUCAAGUACAAGUAGAGAUCUCCAGCAGGUUCAGCCGCAGAAGUGUUCCUGAGAUCGAGAAACAUAUAGAAGCGGUGUGGAACGAGCGGGUGACCAAAGAACCGUGGCUUUUCAACGGGGCGAAAUUCAGACUGCAUUCAGCUCACCUCUCCACAACACAUCCUCGGACCUCUACAAACUUCUGCACCAUGGCAGGCGAUACUGCCGCACAAACCAUAAACUCGACCAAAUCAGCUGAGGGUGACGAACAGCUUGGAAACUGUUCGGCUCUGAAUCGUAUUUCCUUGCACUGCGGUGAAGGAGAGCGUGCCUCUCUGACAAUUAAUGCAAGAAGCAAGAAGAGCAGUUGCUGUAGAGAAACCGUAGGAGAACCCCAGAAAGAUGCAAGACCCUCGGAAGCGAAUGGUGCGAUCCUCCGAUUGCAGCUGGGUUUGACGUGUUAUAAAGACUUCUUAGGGACUAACUGGUCACAGGAGGCUGGGAACCUGCAGCAGCGUGGACGGCUGGAGGUGGGAGAUCCUCAGGCUUUGUUGGCGCAGCCUCUCGGCGUUGGUGCUGUCCUGCUUACCUCAGAUGGAAAGGUGGUGAUGCUGAGAAGGAGUCAGAGAGUCGCAGAGGCAGCGGGGCUCUUAGACAUACCCGGUGGGCAUCCUGAGCCUAAGGCUGUGUGUCAGGGGGUGAGUGAGGAGGACAUCAGCGUUGACCUCAUGCAGGGCUGUGAGAGAGCUGUCGUGGCAGAGAUCUUCUCCUCGGUGUGUGCUGAGGUCAGGGAUGAGGUAAAUGUUCCCCUGGGUUUUCUCAGCGCACCUGUUCUGAUGGGAAUAGCACUGAAUCACACCAGCGCAGGACGACCCAGUGCAGAGUUUUUUAUCAGGUGUUCUUUGACGAUGGAGGGCGUGAAGGAUUUUUACUGGCGCGGAGGCCCUGAAGCUCACGAGUCUACAGAUAUAGUGUUUCUGAGUAAAUUGGAGAUGCUGCAGUUGGAUGUGAAGUCGCCCUUGUGGUCAGAACUGUGUCCGUCGGCCAAAGGAGCAGUGCUGCUGUACCAACUAGUGAGACCUGAUCAGUCUUAAAGACAGCACCACACAUGUCGGUUUGUAAUGUUUAUAAAAGUCUUUCCAGGUCUCUAAUAAUUUCAAAGAUAUCUUAGAAAACAUUGCCAUACUAUGGAACUGGAAAGUUUUUGUUUGUUUGUUUGUUUCAGGCUCCUGUUGA